ACCUCUUCGGUCAGCGGGUUCUCCGGGUAGCGUGAGGAAUGCCGCGUGCGCGCAGCCCUUUUAUGCCGGCCUCAGCUGUGCUGGAUGAAUUAAAUCCCCUCUCCAGGCGGAGCAGCAGGCCGAGAUGGUGGUAGCGUUCUAAACAAACCCAGAGAAGACGGUGGUAAAAUGAUUGUCAGUGUAAUGCAUUGCAGAUAAAUUCUUUAUUGUGAAGAGCAGGCUUCUGUUGUGGGGAUGGCAUUCCCUGUGGACCUGCUGGAUAACUACCGUCAUGAAGAUCUGGAGAGUUCUGCAGAAGAUUAUCUGUCUGACCUUAGGUGUGGGGAUCCAGAAAACCCAGAGUUCCUGUCUCUUGUCAAUAACGUCAAAGUUCCAAUUCGUUUAUCAACAGUAGGCUUUGUUCCUCUUUAUGGUGGUGAAGAGGGGCACAAAGUCCUGGCUUUGUUUGCGCCGGAGGAUUCACUUGCAGCUGUUGCUCUGUUCCUUGCUGAUCAGUGGUGGACUAUUGAUGAUAUUGUGAGAACAACUGUUCCUUCUAGAGAAGGACUUCGGCAGGUGAAGUCCAUUGGGGAGAGAGUGGUUCUUUAUGUGCUAAACAGAAUAAUUUAUCGCAAACAAGAAAUUGAGAAAAACGAGUUUCCAUUCCUCUGUCAUGGUAGCCAUGAUUAUGCUAAGAUUCUGUGGAAGAAAGGAGAGGCCGUUGGCUUUUAUUCUGUUAAGCUUCCAGGAAGCAUAUGUAGUGCCUUUCUUACCCAGAGCUACCAGCUUCCAGUCCUGGACACCAUGUUUGUAAGGAAGAAACAUAGAGGGAAAGAUUUUGGACUCCUGAUGCUUGAAGAUUUUGUAGAUUCUUUUACCGAAGACACACUUGGCCUGCGGUUCCCACUGACCUCUUUUAUGCAUGCGGCUUGCCAGAAGUACUUUGAAAGGUAUCCAGGGGAUCAUGACCUUCUAUGGGAAGUUGAAGGAGUAGGACAUUGGCACCAGAGAGCCCGUGUUGCUAGUAUAUUGCAAAGAGAAAGUUUCAAAUCCAUAGAAGGCUCACAACAAGAGACCAACAGUUCCCAGACAGAAGAGAACUUUCUGAAAACUGUGAUAGACCACAGCGUGCCAAAUGAACAAGCACCUGAGUUCCCUGAAACACAACCAAGUGUUGACUCUCAUAGAAACAAAGAUGGGUCAGAUGUAUGUGAAGGCACUUCUGAAGAACUUAAUGCUAUGCCACCUUCUACUCGAACACGAAGUAAUCAUCUGAAACGUCCCAAGUUGGGGAAGAGAAUCCAAGAAUCUGACAUUCCUGAAAGUGAAGAUGUAAAUGUUCUGCAAAUAUCAGAAAACAGACUGGAACCAAUUAUACGUGUGUCUGAAAGUUCAGAAGAGCUGAUAGAUGAGAUGGAAGAGAAUGUGACUGAACAUGAGCAAGAGACGUUUGUGGAAAAUCAAAAACUACCAGCAGAAGACACACCACAGCUAUGUUCUCCAUCUGAGAAGCAAGAUGACAAAGCGGAAACGGAUAUAGAGCCACUCAAUGGAGAACUAACGGAAGAUGCUAUCAAAGUGUCGAUAGUAACUGAAGGGGAAAUGGCAAGCGAAGAUGGAGAAUCAAAGCUGCAGUCCGAUAGUCCAGAGGAAACAACUUUAACCUUACUUGUUCCACUAAUCCUUGAUUCUUCAGUAAAAUCUGCUGAAGACAGUGAUGACAAUGUGUCAGAUAAGAGAGAGAGAGGUGGGCAAGGGCUUGACUCUGUGGGUGUGCUGCAGAAUAGGAUUGAUCAGGUUGAGAACAUGGCAGAUUUAGAAGUGCCACCACAAGAGGAACAACAAGCAACACAGAGGAAAAGGGCUCUGGUUCACAAUGCAGGCCUUCUCGCACCCACAGACAAGGAAGAGCCCUCCAAUAAUGGCCUUUCAAACUCUGUCACAACGGAGGCUCCAGAAGAUUCAAUUUCUGAGAACGUGUCGCCCAACACAACCUCUUCCCUAGAGGAGCAAAGUGAGGAGGGCGGGUCUGACUCGCCAGAGGCUGCUGUUGCUCUGGGCCAGGGUUCUCUGGUGAUGGUUGAACUGGAGGACAUCUCAUACCAGCAGCACACAGAGGGGCAAAAGAACCAACUGGAUGAACAGUCUGAAGAGUCGGCCGAGCCAGCAUCUGAGAGAGCAGCAGAUAGCAGUUCAGAGGAAGCGGAAAUCGAAGUACCCAUAGUAGACAGGCGGACCUUACGAAGAAAGGCCAAAGGAUACAAAGGGCCACCCAAGAAAAAAGGAAAGCUAAUUUAAAAACUGAGCUGUUGACACCCAGUUGGAACAAUUUACUGUUUGUUUUCUUUUUUUAAGUAAGCUAUUAAAAAACAAACAAACAAACAAAAAAACCUACACAAAACACCAGGACACACAUGUAUUCAGACACUGGAAUGGCGCCCUUUUUCCUGCUCAGUUACUCAUUUUGUGUUCUUGACCACUAUAUAAGGAGAUGCAAAUCGGGCCUGAAAGCAAAAGUCCAGUCUUGCUCAAUAAUAAAGUAGAGGAACCAACUUAGCAUAGUAUGUUGUUAGGCGUAACAACCUUUCAUCACCCACAUUAGAGGUGUUUAAAGAAGCCAAACGCAUUUCAUCUGGCGUUGCAAUUAUAAAGCCCUCUGGUGUGGCUCUUGAUUUGCAAGCCAUUAUAUACAAUAAUUAUCCCUCUAGAAGUGGACUGAGUGAUAGCCAUCGUUGAAUAUAUAUUUAUUGUGUGUCAUGGACAUCAAUGGUAUCUCAGCCUAACAUAUCAUUCAUCGACAUGCUGUGGAGGGAUUAAACACACUCCCUGUCCUUGAUGAAUGAUAACUUCACAGAGUUUUACCAGGGACAGAAGCUAUAAUUAUAGUUAUUUUCAAAACCCAAUAUAAUUAAAUUAUUUGAAUGAAAAAGUAAACUUUAACCCCAUUUUUUGCAAAAACAAAAAUACAAAAUAAAAGUAUUUGUGCUUAGUUGUGAGCACCUCACCUUUCCACAUUACUACUUCUGUUCUUCAUAGCUGCUACAUUCAAGCAGCAAAAUAAAGGUAUUGGUGCUUAGAUGGGUGCGUCCUUCCACUUCAGUUCUUCAUGGCUACUCCAUUCCAAGAAUUCCCCCAAACAACUCUAUAUGCUCCCAAGUAAGGAUCAGUUAAUUCAUGGUUUAUGCUAGACAUCCGGUUCUCUCACCUAUGAAUAAAGUGGAUAGCUUAUUUCUUUGCACAGAUGAAUCUCCUAAUAUAAUGGCUAGAAAAUUGGGCAUAAUUUAAACAAAUAAUGAGUGAUGGGCACAGAUAAGAACUUCAGAUUUGUAUGGUUACAUAUUUUCUAAGUAGCAGCAAUUAGCAAGGUUCAUGAAGAAUGUCUUAAAUAGUGUUAACUUCUUCUUUUUAGUGUAUAUUACUAAAAAGGUUCACUUGGAUAGCUUUCAAAGAUUUUAUUUUAAUCUGCUAAGAACCAGUCUGCUUUGGCUUUUUGGUUUGUACAAACUUUCUGAUAUUUUCUAAUAGCGAAGUUGAUAAGGGACUGCUUUUUAAAAACUCUUUGGUUGUCUUGGAGGGAGGAAAGUGCUGCUCAUUUUUCAAAAGGCAUGUCAUAAGAAGCUUUGGAUUUGAAGUGUAUGGAAUUGUCGAGUUGUCUAGAUUUUCCAAAAUGUUGCACUUCCCCCCCACCAAUGUACAUUGUAUAUUGUGGAUGAAGAGUGGAAAACUGUGAGUUGUUUAUAAGAAAAAAGUAUUCAAGUGAACCUUCAGCAUUUCUAAAUUGAUUAAACACUUUCUACAAAGUGCAUAACAACCAGUUAUGAAUACCUGUAGCUUAUCUCUUGUAGUACUGAGAAUCCCCACCCCCACUUUUGUAAAAUAAGACACCUUGACAAUUUAAAAAGUCUACAGUUUUUGCUAUAUCAUUAGGACUGGAAUUUUUGAGAGGGUUAGAUUGAAAAGAUUUUGUGUACAGUGUUUUAACAAUAUAGGAUAUGGAUGUUAGGUGUAUUUGGGCUAAGCUUUAAUAAAGAGUAAAUAUUUCAUGGGACUUCGAUUCGUGUUCUGUAAAUUAAAACUACAUUUUGUGGGGUGACUCAAGUUUGUAUUCCUAUGAUGGCUUCUGGAUUGGUGAUCCUAAUACUACAUUGUGUUUAAAUCUGUGUUUUUCUCAAGUCAUGUGUCUGUCUUGCUGCAUUUAAUACCACAGAACUUUGUGAGUAGAGUCGAUUCACCUGUAACUUGAAUUUGACUAUUCAGUACUGGCAUCUCAUUUCAGGAUUUGUUCCUUCACUAAGAGUUCAGUGUCUCAAUUCUUCUAGGGGUUUGUACUAUAGUGAUGUCUAUAAACACCAGUAACUCCAGGAGCAGUUUGUCUGUAUAAACUGGGAUAAUUCACAUGGAAGUUAUAGGAGAAGGACUUUGUAGUCAGGAAAAACCUAAACAUGUGAGUUGUUCUAGUUCACAUGCAUUUCAUCCAAAUCAGAACGUGCCUCAAAUCAUGUUUUGUCUACAAAAAUGUAACCUCUGACCCUCAAUGAAGCCGAGAAGUGUUAAAGUAAAUACUGAUCUAUAAGCUACGAAGAUCCGUAUUACUGAUAUGUGUAGCUUGCAAAAUGUAAGGUUUAUUGCUGGAUGAUGUUACUCCAAUUAAAUAUUUGUUCUUAUUCACUA
Hemicordylus capensis (graceful crag lizard) is the source of this 4650-nucleotide messenger RNA. RefSeq names its product family with sequence similarity 169 member A (gene FAM169A). The record is from RefSeq and is a predicted model, not a curated record. NCBI's taxonomy places the organism in Eukaryota, Metazoa, Chordata, Lepidosauria, Squamata, Cordylidae. The transcript has 14 exons. The coding region runs from base 235 to 2277 and encodes 680 amino acids.